This is a messenger RNA of Nothobranchius furzeri (turquoise killifish), 2427 nucleotides long. Its product is annotated as phospholipid scramblase 1. Gene Ontology annotation, biological process: plasma membrane phospholipid scrambling. Gene Ontology annotation, molecular function: phospholipid scramblase activity. The record is from RefSeq and is a predicted model, not a curated record. Gene Ontology annotation, cellular component: plasma membrane. NCBI's taxonomy places the organism in Eukaryota, Metazoa, Chordata, Actinopteri, Cyprinodontiformes, Nothobranchiidae.
GAUUUCUAGACGGAAAUGGGAGGAGAUAUGAAGAAAAGGAGAAGGGAGGAGGCAGAGAGGGGAGAGCACGGCAACGGUAAACAGGCAGGGGAGAGGACGGACGGACGCCACUUUGGCUUCGAAAAUCUGUCCAGUUUCUCGGUGUUUGCCGGAGGGGCUGCAGCAGAUUCCCAGUGAACAUUAGGGAGUGAUCCAGGAAGUGUGACCUAAGUUCUUUCUCUCCAGUUUCAGCCAAAUCAACAUGUCUGCCCCGGCUUACCCAGGUGGUUAUUCUGGACCCCCUUAUCCAGGAGGGGGCUUUGGAGAUCCAGCUCAAGCCCCUCCACCAGGCUUCAACAUGGAAUACCAUCAGGGCCCACCACCUGUUAUGUAUCAGCCGGGCCCAGUGGGACCAGGUCAGGGGCCGGAGUAUGGAGGCCAACCAAUGGGGAUCUCGCCAGCCGUGCCUAUGGUUGCUACUGGGGUCCCGCCAGGACUUGAAUACCUCACACAGAUCGAUCAGAUCCUGAUUCAUCAAAAAGUCGAGCUCCUGGAAGCUUUUAUUGGCUUUGAGACCAACAACCAGUAUGACAUAAAGAACAGCCUGGGCCAGAAGAUCUACAAGGCAAAAGAGAAGAACGACUGCUGCACCAGGAACUGCUGCGGCUCUCUGCGCAGCUUUGACAUGAAGAUCAAGGACAACGCGGACAGAGAGGUCAUCCGUCUCAUCCGGCCUUUCCGAUGCGUCUCAUGCUGGUGUCCCUGCUGUCUGCAAGAGAUGGAGGUCCAGGCACCGCCGGGCACCACCGUAGGGUUUGUCAAACAGGACUGGCACCCUUUCCUGCCAAAGUUUUCCAUCCAGGGGCCAAACAAGGAGACGUUGAUGAAACUUGAGGGGCCCUGCUUUGCCUGCAACUGCUGCGGCGACGUCAACUUUGAGCUGAAGGGGAAAGAUGGAGAGCAAAGCAUCGGCCGCAUCAGCAAGCAGUGGAGCGGUCUCCUGAAAGAGGUCUUCACCGACACGGACAACUUCGGCAUCCAGUUCCCAAUGGACCUGGACGUGAAGAUGAAAGCCGUGCUCAUGGGCGCCUGCUUCCUCAUUGACUUCAUGUUCUUUGAGAAAGUGGGAGAGGCCAACCAACGCAGCUCCGUGUUUUCAUAACUAUUGGAAAAGAAGGAGCAACACGCCUGUUAUUCUCCAUUUGUAUUGUGAUUGGACCAGAUUUUGUUUAUAGUGUAUUCUAGUUUUGAUUAACGCACUCUUCUUUUGUUUAUUUUUGAUGAUCACUCCAAGCUUUUUACUCUCCUGUGCAUUCUUUGCUAGAGUGGCAUUAACAUUUCAACCUCAUGCUUUCUGUCAUUACAGGUUUUUACCAUCUCUACCUUUUUGGAUAUUUUCUAGUGUAAGUGCAGUCUCACUGUGGAUGUAAAAAUACAUGAACUAAGUGUUUGAGUCAAAGUAGAAGUUACCUGAAGACAGUGUGUUGCUGCUGUUGUCUUGAAGGUGUCAGUCUCCAGAUGUGUGCCUAAUUAUUUGCCUUGUGAUAAAAACCUGCCAAAAUACUGACGGUUUUUAGCAGCUUCACAUUGUACUUGAUGUUAAUUAGCAUGUUAGCAUGAUCUCACAAAAAUAAUUUGGAGGAUGUUUCACCUGCCAAAUAACAGAAUUAACAAAAAUGCCACAUAAAUCUGCCUAUGCAUGACUUAAGAGCUUUCAUUGCUUUUCCCAUUAAAGUUUUACGGAAAGCCAUUACGUAAUUUAGCUGAUAAAACUGGUUAAAUGGAAUCGUAUGUGGAAUCCGUAGCCUUAUUGUGAAGCCACUCGUGUCCAGAGCAAACAGAACAGUAGCAGAGACGAGAAACAAUCACAUGCUUCCUUAGUAGUUAGGCGGUUGCCGUGGACACCGCUGCCCGAGCGCAACCUCGCUUUCUUUUGCUUUCCACCUUGCCCCUGUGUUUGUGUGCCAGUUCGAGUUUCUGCGGGUCAAAUGUUAACAGGAGUAAAAAUCUCAUAGAAACGGAAAUACGAAGGAAAAAAGAAGCAGAAGUUGAGGUUUUGGUGAAGUUUUUUUGUGACCUCUGUGACUAAAAUUUAAAGGAAGUGCUGUAACUUUGUCAAAAAUGCAUUUAAACUGAUCUAAAUGUGAUUUAGGAAGUUAUAUUGAAAAAAGCAGGUUGUUUGUUUCAAAUAUGCAUUUUUUUAUUUGAGGUUUUGUUGUUAAAUUGUAUAAAUUUAGUGAGGUUUUACAGCCAUCUGUGCUUUUUCUUCAAAUAUAUGCAGCUACUAAACUUGCCACACUGCCUUAUGACAUCUCACCUCUAUAGAAAAGGAACCAAAGCAUAUCCAGUGUUUUUAAACUGUUAACACAAGCUUGAGCAUCUUUUUCUACUUUUUUUCAUGUCUUGUAUUUUUUUUACAGAAAUAAAGGAUGUAUUUCAGAAAACAAA